AUGUCCGUCAGACCACCCACCUUAUCAAUAUUCUGGCAACAAUGCCUGAGAAGCCCAGUGCAGACUGGCUUUCGAAUGAACCCGAAAUCGUCAUGGCGUUUCUUCAAUUCUAGUGCGCCUCAGCAGAAGGCCAAGGGAGUGCCCAGAACUGUCGACUCCCCAUGGCAAGCCGCAAGCCCGUACGGCAACAAGAGCCCCCGUGCCCUUGCAAAGCUUCAAGCGAAGGUCCUACAAGCCGGAGAAGUACUCCUGUUCAAAGCUCCUUCCCAUCGCCCAUAUAUCAUCACCGCAUAUGGCCUGUCCGCAUUUUGCUUCGCUUAUGCCAUCUAUAACUCAAAUGCGGUCCUUUUGGAUCCUUUGAUCCCCCUUCCGAUGUGGCAGAAAUCGCUAUUCGGCGGUAUCUGUAUCAUGAUGAGUUUCGGAGGCACCCUGUUCAUCGCCCGAACCGGCGCACUGGUCAGGAAUAUCAAGGCGGUCAACUCUAAUGGUCGUAUGCGUGUUCAAUUCACAGUCCGGAGCAUGAUGCCUUUCAAGAAGCCUUAUCAGGUCGAAGUCGCGCCAGGCGAUCUCUCUUUCAAGCGCAGGAUCUCCGUCUCUCCGGAAACCAUGCAGCGGUACGAGGAGGACAGCACUAGACUUGGCCGUGGGUUGGAGACGAAGUCAAGUGUCUUCGGGACCAUCAGGUCCAUUCCGCGGCGAGCCUUCCAGUCUGUUCGUCAGCUUUUCACCAACGAGGACUUCAUCAUUGUGCAGCUGGCAGGUCACAAAACCCACUUCCGUCUGGACGCCAAUGGGUAUAUCGCUGAUGACCUCCUGUACUUUGGACGCAUGGUGAAUGUCAAAUUGCCAUUUAGAGAUUAA
Molecule: messenger RNA, 861 nt
Organism: Penicillium bovifimosum
Lineage: Eukaryota; Fungi; Ascomycota; Eurotiomycetes; Eurotiales; Aspergillaceae
Exons: 1
Coding region: 1-861 (286 amino acids)
Source: RefSeq, a predicted model, not a curated record